AUGUCCUUGACCUACUCUGACAACCUGGCGCCUCAGCCCAUGACCGAUAUUUUCACCAAUGACACCUGCAUCGACAGACGGCAAUGCCACCGCACCGUGCCCAUGAAGGUGCUCGCUCUGGGAGUCGGAAGAACAGGAACUGCCUCCCUUCGCAUUGCUCUGGAGCGUCUCGGCUAUCUGAAGUGCUACCACAUGAUGUCUGCCAGUAUGGAGAACCCGCCAGACUGCCUCAUGUGGCACGAUGCUCUCCGCGCUAAGUAUGACGGGGUGGGCGAAUUUGGCCGUAAAGAAUGGGACCAACUUCUGGGAGAGUGUCAGGCCGUAUGCGACUGGCCCGCCUGCGCCUUUGCUAAGGAGCUGAUCGAAGCCUAUCCCAAUGCUAAGGUCAUUCUGACCACCCGUGAAGUGGACUCAUGGCACGCCUCUGUCAUGAAGACCGUCCACUGGCGUGUCUCCGACCCCGAGCACCGCUUCGUUUCGAACUUCAGCUGGGCUGCCAGCAUGUACUACCCAAUGUUGAACAAGUUCUUUGAGACAUUUUUCCGUGGCGACUUCCCCAACAAGGGCAAGCAAGUGUACGAAGACCAUGUCGCGGAGGUCCGCAGCCUUGUUCCUCCCGAGAAUCUCCUCGAAUACAAGAUCAGCGACGGUUGGGGCCCGCUCUGCGAGUUCCUCGGCGAGGAAGUUCCAGACACUGCAUUCCCUCGAGGAAACGACAUGGCCGACUUCUUCAAGCGCUGCCGUGGCCGGAACAGGCGACAGAUGGCCAAUGCCGCUCUUCAAGCUGUGACGAUGGGCGGCGCUGUCAUCGCCGCCGGCUUUGUUGCUGCUACUAUUUUCAAGCGCUUCUCCCGGUGA
Aspergillus calidoustus is the source of this 858-nucleotide messenger RNA. NCBI's taxonomy places the organism in Eukaryota, Fungi, Ascomycota, Eurotiomycetes, Eurotiales, Aspergillaceae. The record is from the annotation of a GenBank genome assembly.